AACAGUCAGCAGAAGACAACCAAUACCUACUCAAACAAACCAUUACAUGACAAAUUCUCACACUUUCUUGUCUCUCUCUCUCCGCACACCGCCACAAUCCAACUUUUAUUCAAGAUUUUCACAAUCUUUUCCCAAAAGGGGUCUCUUUUUUAACAAAUUCAAAACCUUUUUUUUGGUUUAAAAUGGAGAAUAUAGAAGAAGGAUUGUUAUUGAAAGAAAAAGAAGAAAAGGGUGUAGUUGAAUUGAGAUGGGAAGUAAUUUGGGAAGAAAUGAAAGAACUUGGUUAUUUGGCUGGACCAAUGAUAGCAGUAACACUUUCACAGUAUUUUUUACAAGUAAUAUCAAUGAUGAUGGUUGGUCAUUUAGGUGAACUUUCUCUUUCAAGUACUGCUAUUGCUCUUUCUCUUGCUGGUGUCACUGGUUUCAGCUUUCUUUUAGGAAUGGCCAGUGCACUAGAAACUCUUUGCGGACAGGCUUUUGGAGCUAAGCAAUACCAAAGACUUGGUACUCAAACAUACACUGCCAUUUUUUCUCUCUUCAUUGUUUGCAUUCCCCUCACAAUCUUAUGGAUGUAUAUGGGAACAUUGCUUACCUUCAUCGGCCAAGAUCCUCAGAUUUCUCAUGAAGCUGGAAAGUUCAUUAAGUGGCUGAUUCCUGCUCUCUUUGCUUAUGCAAAUCUUCAUCCGCUUAUUCGGUACUAUCAAAUGCAAAGUAUGAUUGUUCCCAUGCUCGUAAGCUCCUGCAUGACAAUAUGCUUCCACAUACCGCUGUCUUGGGUGCUAGUGUUUCGCUCUGGCUUAGGUAAUAUUGGCGCGGCAAUAGCUAUUGGUAUAUCGAUGUGGUUGAAUGUCAUAAUCCUUGCUUCAUACAUGAGGUUGUCUCCCGCUUGUGCAAAAACCCGUGCACCAAUGUCUUGGGAGAUCGUCAAGGGAAUGAGAGAAUUCUUUCAGUUUGCUAUCCCUUCUGCAAUCAUGAUUUGUCUUGAGUGGUGGUCAUUUGAGCUGCUCAUCUUGCUAUCAGGCCUAUUGCCAAAUCCGCAACUUGAAGCUUCAGUUCUGUCUAUAUGCCUGAACACCAUUUCUACGCUUUAUGCAAUACCAUUUGGUCUCGCUGGUGCUGUAAGCAUUAGAGUAUCUAAUCAAUUAGGAGCUGGAAAUCCUCAAGGAGCUCGCGUAUCUGUGCUUUCUGCAAUGCUCAUCGCGGCCACAGAGACAAUACUCGUAAGCACAACUGUCUUUGCUUGUCGAAACGUAUUUGGCUACAUUUUCAGCAACGAGAAGGAAGUUGUGGACUAUGUCGCAAACAUGGCCCCUCUUCUAUGUAUAUCGGUCAUAACUGACAGCUUGCAAGGAACUCUUUCAGGUGUUGCGAGGGGAUGUGGUUGGCAGCAUAUCGGAGCCUAUGUCAAUCUUGCUUCAUUUUACCUUUGCGGAAUUCCUAUAGCUGCUUCAUUAGCUUUUUGGCUUAACUUUAGGGGAAAAGGCCUGUGGAUCGGCGUACUUUCUGGUGCUGUUGUGCAAUCUAUUCUACUAUCUGUGAUAACAUGCUGCACAAAUUGGAAAAAACAAGCUGCAAUGGCAAGGGAGAGGCUUCAUGCUGAUGAAAAAUCAUCUAUUGAUAACAGAUUGAUGUAAAUGAAUUGAACUUCUCUUAUUGAAGUCUAGAACAAGUGUAUGCAGACCUUACCCUUACCGGUAGAGAGGCUGUUUCCCAACCCGGUAUCCUUCCCUCCAAGAACUUCCCACCUUGAUCUUGGGGAGACUCGAACUCACAACUUCUUGGUUGGAAGUGGAGGUUGCUUACCAUCAGAGCAACCCCUCUUGCCAAGUUACAGAAUACUGAACUACUGAAAAAUAGAGAGAGGAUCCAAUUUUCCCUUCUAUCCUCUAAAGUUUGUACUUUAAUUUGUAUGUCCUCUAAAUCUGCAUAAUCAAAGUUGAGUUCUUUUUCUUCUUUUGUCACAUUGAUUGAUAGGAGUUGAGCUUAAACGAAGAAGUGAGGAUUUGUAUAGCUGAUCUUAACUUGUUUGUAUUGAAGCGUAGUUCUUGUUUA
Nicotiana tabacum (common tobacco) is the source of this 2052-nucleotide messenger RNA. RefSeq names its product protein DETOXIFICATION 12-like. Lineage: Eukaryota; Viridiplantae; Streptophyta; Magnoliopsida; Solanales; Solanaceae. Gene Ontology annotation, biological process: xenobiotic detoxification by transmembrane export across the plasma membrane. Gene Ontology annotation, cellular component: membrane. Gene Ontology annotation, molecular function: xenobiotic transmembrane transporter activity; antiporter activity. The record is from RefSeq and is a predicted model, not a curated record.